ACUCUCUCUGUUCUGUACAAGCAUUCUUCUUUCUACAGCCUUGUCAAGUUGCCCCUCUACUCUGUAGAACAAACAACGAGCAAAAUCACGAGAAUCACGAGAAUCACGAAAUCAAUCCAAAUCAAUCCAAAUCAAUCCAAAAAUCAAUUCACCAUCUUCAAAUAAAUCAUAUAAUUCAUCAUGACGGGUCCUUCCCAGGAUAAGGAUAGUAAUGUAGGAACACCGGUUCCUAAACAGAAGAGUAAAGCGACGAUUGAUACUUUGAGGUGAGUUUAUUUACCGUCGCACUUUUAUAGUGAUGCUGAUUAUGUCUGCAGGGUGGGAUGUAUAGCUAUGGUUCAGAAGGUUAGUGUUCAUUUUGUAUUUAUUUGUAUUUGGUAUUUGUAUCUGGGCAACUUGGGAUUUCUAUAUCACAGCUUCUACAUUCAACUACCAUUCCUUUAUUCUCUGUUUUGACUUUCUCUUGUUCUUUCUUGUUCAUCCCUUUUGGUUAAGAAUCAGUCGCUAUUAAUCCCUAUUACUCCCAUUUGCUCUAUCAAAUCCCAUACUAAUUUCACCCAGGAUGGGGCACUUAGAAGAGCAGAAAUUCUAAGUAUAAAAGAGACGAAAAGUGGUCGUCAAUUUUAUUGCAAUUUUGACAACUUCAAUAAACGUCUAGAUGAAUGGGUUCCAGCUAUACGAAUAGAUUUUACGCAAGAUGUUGAAUGGCCAGCUCCAGAAAAACCAAAGGAUAAAUCCAAGGCUGCUCCAGCUGGUAAGAAAACCAGCGUGGGUAAGAAGAAAAAUCAAAAACGUCCAGCUCAAGCAAGUAAAAGAGAAGAUUCCGUCAUUUCAGAAUCAGGGUCAAAUGCUCAACCUUGGUCGGAAUUUGCUGAUUCUCAAAGACAAACUCCUGAUGUUGAUGGAGAUGGAGAUGCAAAACUUACCGUGGCAUUAGAUCUUGAUGCUACUCCUGAAGCCAAUGAUCCUAUGGAUGUUGAUGAAGCUGCAGCUGAGGCUGCAAAUGCGAAGAAUGAACCCGUUCAACAUUUCAGUCGGGAAGAAGAAAUUGAAAAAUUAAGAACUGGAGGUUCAAUGACUCAAAAUCAAGCCGAAAUAUCGCGAAUUCGAAAUAUUUCCAAAGUUCAAUUCGGUAAAUUCGACCUUUACCCCUGGUAUUUCUCUCCUUAUCCCGAAGUCUUCACUCAAGAGGAUCUCAUGUACAUUUGUGAAUUUUGUUUAUGUUAUUACGGAGAUCUCAAAUCAUUUACUCGACAUCGUCACAAGUGUACAUUACAACAUCCUCCUGGAAAUGAAAUUUAUCGAGAUGAUUACGUAUCAUUCUUCGAAAUUGAUGGUCGUCGUCAACGAACUUGGUGUCGAAACUUAUGUCUUAUAUCCAAGAUGUUUCUCGAUCACAAAACUCUUUACUACGAUGUGGACCCUUUCCUCUUCUAUGUCAUGUGUUCAGUAGACGAAAAGGGAUUUCAUCUAGUAGGAUAUUUUUCAAAAGAGAAAGAAAGCGCAGAUGGAUACAAUGUAGCUUGUAUUCUCACACUUCCCCAAUAUCAACGUAAAGGAUAUGGACGCCUCCUCAUCAAUUUUUCCUACGAACUUUCCAAAAUUGAAGGAAAACUCGGCUCCCCCGAAAAACCCCUUUCCGAUCUCGGUCUCCUCUCAUAUCGCCAAUACUGGACUGAACGCAUCGUCGAGGAACUUUUAAAUCACAACGAAAGAGACGAAAGAAUAAGCAUAGAAGGUUUAUCGCAAAAACUUAACAUGACGAGUGCGGAUGUAGAACAUACAUUACAAGCGUUAAAAAUGCAGGUUUAUCAUAAGGGGGAACAUAAGAUGGUUUUACCGACAGCGUUGAUUAAGAGACAUGAGGCGAUGAAGGAGAAACAGAAAUUGAAACCGAAGAGGGUUAUUGAUCCGGCGAGGAUUGUGUGGAAACCUUUUAAAUUGGUGGAUAGGACUUGGGGGUGGUAGAUUGGUGGUUGGGGUGGUGGGGAAGGGGUGGGGAAGGGGUGGGAGGUGAUGGAUGAUGGAUGAUGGAUGAUGGAUGAUGGAUGAUGGAUGAUGGAUGAUGAGAUGAAGGAAGGGAGGCGGGAAAGGGGAGGGGCGAGGGAUGAGAUUUUGUAUCUUUGUAUCUUUGUAUUUUGUAUGUUAGAGGAAUGGAUGAAUGGAUGGUGUUGGUUGGGGUUAACGUUAUGCUUGAAUUUAUAUUAAUUAGCGAGGUACCACCAUACGUACGCACUCAAGUAAGUAAGGUUACCUACCUAAUGAGGAGAGGGAUGUUGUAUAGUUAGCUAUGAAAUAAAUGAUUUUCGUUCUCGUUCAGACAUAGUGAUCGAUCGAGUAAUAAAUAGAUCUAGAGAUUUACUCGAGUAUUAUGAACGAAUGAAUGAAUGGCUUGCUUGUUUUGUUGAGUGUUUAUAGAUGGAUGGAUGGAAUUCUUUUGCUUUGUUUUGUGUUGUGU
Molecule: messenger RNA, 2458 nt
Organism: Sclerotinia trifoliorum
Lineage: Eukaryota; Fungi; Ascomycota; Leotiomycetes; Helotiales; Sclerotiniaceae
Source: the annotation of a GenBank genome assembly